AUGGCUGCUGCAAACACCACCACUGCCGCCGCGAAAAAGGUGAUCCUGGCGCCUAUGGUUCGUACCGGAGAACUUCCAACUCGGCUUCUUUCACUGAAGCGCGUCAUCAACAAGCGUACUGGAACUAUCGACUUUGUCAAGCCCUCCGGCGGUGCGAGGGGAGAAGAGAAGGUGGUUUUUAGGACGCACCCGGAGAUCGAGGGUGGCAAGGUCGUAUUUCAGAUGGGCACGGCGAAUGCGGAGCUGGCGGUAGAGGCGGCAAAGGUUUUGGUUUCGAGGGGAGAGGAUGGGGAGAGGGAGGGCGGGACCGUAGUGGCGGGAGUGGAUGUCAAUUCAGGGUGUCCAAAGCACUUCAGUAUUCAUGCCGGAAUGGGAGCCGGGCUACUUAAAAACCCCGACAACCUCGUCGCCAUCCUUACCUCUCUCGUCACCCAAAUCGGAAUCCCCCACUCCCUCCCCAUAUCUGUCAAAAUCCGCCUGCUUGAACCCCACUCCGAGACCCUAAAGCUAGUGGAGCGCCUCUGCACGACCGGUAUCUACCGGCUUACCCUGCAUUGCCGUACCAUCCCACAGCGCCCUCGGGAUCCCGCGAUCCGCGAUGUCCUUGCAGACGUCGCAAACAUCUGCCAUGCGGCAGGCGUGGAGUGUAUCGCCAAUGGCGACGUCCUAAGCAGGUCUCACGCGCUCCAGCUCUGCGAUGAGUAUGGUGUCGACGGGUGUAUGAUCGCCCGCGCAGCGGAGGUUAACAUGAGUGUAUUUCUUCCCGACAAACCAUUGCCAUGGAAAGAAAUAGCAGAUGAAUUUGUCAAGACUGCCGUGAAGAUUGAGAGUCACUUUACAAAUACCAAGUUCGUAUUGGGCAGGAUCAUACCCGGUAAAGAUCCCAUCUACCAAAAGGUGCACCAAGCGAAGACACACGAGCAGAUUUGCGGCAUUCUCGGAAUCCCAUAUGAGCCUCUUUCCCCUACCAUCGUGGAAGAGAUGCCAGUGGAGGGAAAGGCAGCUACGAAGGCUGUGGAGAAGGCAAAGAGCGUGAGCGCGACUGCGAGGGCUGCGGGAGGUGUUGUAGCGCCGCGAAAAGAGGGGAGGAAGUUGGCAGAGCGAGGAGUUGGGUCGGCUGCCAAUAUCAAGGCAGCUGCCGAGAGAGAGGCAGAGACCGCUACUGUGACCAUUCCGGAGCAGGCCCCAGUAUCUGCAUAG
This is a messenger RNA of Morchella sextelata, 1200 nucleotides long. RefSeq lists its product as uncharacterized. Lineage: Eukaryota; Fungi; Ascomycota; Pezizomycetes; Pezizales; Morchellaceae. The transcript is spliced from 3 exons. The coding region runs from base 1 to 1200 and encodes 399 amino acids. Gene Ontology annotation, molecular function: tRNA dihydrouridine synthase activity; flavin adenine dinucleotide binding. Gene Ontology annotation, biological process: tRNA dihydrouridine synthesis. Gene Ontology annotation, cellular component: cytoplasm. The record is from RefSeq and is a predicted model, not a curated record.